AUGGCCGCAGCCGGCUUUCCAUGGCAAGCACAAUCUCAAGUCAGAGAGCCCACCUAUCUGGACGAAAAGAGUGUCGAACCCGCAAGAUCCGAGAGCAGGACGAUCGAAUCCCAUCAGAAUGACACAAUCAACAGUUCUGCGCAGCCUCAGCACCAUGCUAAACGUUGCUCAAAUUCCUACAAUGGCAAGCAACGUGCGAAUUCGGUCAAGAAAUACCCACCACCCAUAGUGGCUGGCGCAAGAAACUCUACCGAAGGGUCACGAAAACAAUCCUCUCCGUUGCCUGUUCGCACUCUUCCCGCCUGGAUUCGCGACGCCGAAGAGGACGAUCUCGACUAUCUCGACUCAAGCCUCCUAGACAGUCCAGAUGCUGCCUUCCUCGCGCAUCAUAACCAUAGCCCGUCGGCCCUUCGGCGGCCUCAACACUCCGGUUUCCCCCGUGAACAUCGAGGUUACCCUACCUCUUCGGGCGCUGUACGGCCAGAGCGGACCUCGAGAUGGAUCAGUUUUGCCCGAGCAAGUGCGUAUCCUAGAGAGCAGUUCGACGGGGAGAAAGUGGACAAGGAAUGGCUCGAUCGAAAUUUCACGGACUAUUCUCAGCCUUGGCUUGCCAACCAGGACGACGAUGAUGACGAGGAGGGUGUUAGUCGCUAUCGUGCUUUCCGCAGAAAACGACAAGCAUGGUACAAGCGAGCGCAGUUCACCAUUCUUCGAAACCCCUUCAUUCCACUGGCUUUCAGGUUGACUGUUAUUACCUUUGCUCUGGUUGCAAUUGGAUUAGGAGUGACGAUCUUCAAAGAAACCGGCAGGAUUACUAGGUGCGUGGGCGAGGCUCCAGGUAGCAGAGAUGCCGCUUGCAGCGCUCUUGUGGGCAACUCGCCUGUCUCGUAUUAUCGAGAUCCAUCCGCGCUAAUGGCUAUCAUUGUGGACGUGAUAGCCGUGGUUUACACCGGCUACAUCACCUAUGAUGAGUAUUUCUCCAAACCCCUUGGCCUCCGGAAGGCUAGAGCAAAGAUCCGCCUGGUGCUCUUGGAUUUAUUCUUCAUCGUCUUCCAAUCGGCCAACUUAAGUCUAAGCUUCGAAUCUUUGACUGUAGACGAGGGCGCCUGUGCGGUUGGCGACGGUCCAGCGACGUUCACACGGUUCAAUAACGUCUGCAACCGACAGCAAGCUUUGAGUGCUGUGCUUCUGGUGUCAUUGGUGGCCUGGCUGCUCACCUUCUCUGUGAGCGUCCUUCGGUAA
Messenger RNA from Cyphellophora europaea CBS 101466, 1242 nucleotides. RefSeq lists its product as uncharacterized. The coding region runs from base 1 to 1242 and encodes 413 amino acids. Gene Ontology annotation, cellular component: fungal-type vacuole; cell periphery. Gene Ontology annotation, biological process: positive regulation of catalytic activity. The transcript has a single exon. The record is from RefSeq and is a predicted model, not a curated record. NCBI's taxonomy places the organism in Eukaryota, Fungi, Ascomycota, Eurotiomycetes, Chaetothyriales, Cyphellophoraceae.